Leguminivora glycinivorella is the source of this 1860-nucleotide messenger RNA. RefSeq names its product CDGSH iron-sulfur domain-containing protein 2 homolog (gene Cisd2). The coding region runs from base 133 to 531 and encodes 132 amino acids. NCBI's taxonomy places the organism in Eukaryota, Metazoa, Arthropoda, Insecta, Lepidoptera, Tortricidae. Gene Ontology annotation, molecular function: 2 iron, 2 sulfur cluster binding. The transcript is spliced from 3 exons. Gene Ontology annotation, biological process: regulation of autophagy. Gene Ontology annotation, cellular component: mitochondrial outer membrane; intracellular membrane-bounded organelle. The record is from RefSeq and is a predicted model, not a curated record.
AGCAUUGACAUUUGUCACCAGAGCGCGUUAUCAUCCGAUCUUGAUUCCAUACAACUAUUAAAUUGUUUGCGUAAUAAUUAACAUCUUCAUUACUUUAAUUAUUUGAUAAAUCAUUAAAAUAAUAUAAUAAAAAUGUAUUUAGUGUCGAAUUUGGUCAAAGUUACUAUCCCGAAUUACUUAGCAGGACUGCCGAUUCCCGAUUCAGUCGGUGGUUGGUUCCGUCUCGGAGUGAAAGACUGGCUAGCCUUGGUCCCUCCGACACUUGUGAUUGGUGGCAUCUCCUACUACUCAUACCAGACCAUCAAGAAAGCGCAGGCCGGCGGCAACGGCCAUGUGAACCACUGCGUGAGGAAGGACAUUGACAAGGUAGUGGACUUUGUCGACAUUGAGGACAUCACGGAGAAGGCUGUGCUGUGUCGGUGCUGGAAGACCAAGAAUUGGCCAUACUGCGAUGGCUCCCACGGCAACCACAACUUGAGCACCGGGGACAACGUCGGGCCAGUUAUCGUGCGACACAAGCCCGCCAAGUAGACUGCUAGUGGACAUAUAUCUGGGGUCAGUGCCGUCCAAACAGCCGGUUAGGUAUCAUGGUAUCAUAUACACAUAAUUAUGUUACUCUAAUCUAAACCUACACAUAUUUAACCCUUAAAUGUAUAUGGUUUCAAAAACGAUACUAUUGAAAUGACACACCUGAUAUCAGAUUGACAUCAAUUUUGAACUUUGAUAUAGUAUGAAAAAGUCUCAUAUUGACGUAAAUCUGAUGUCUAGUUGUGUCAUUUCGAUGGCAUCGUUUUUGGUACCAUUUUUUUUUAUUUAUUUCUAAUAGGUAACAAUACAAAGAUGCUUACUACUACAAUUACGCCAUACCAAAGUUUAACGGCGAGGUUAUGCACUCUGAUAUGCAUCUAAGGGUUAAUUCACUGGGUAUAAUGCGAAUAAAUAUCACUAUCUUACCUUUUUUGUGACGAUUCUGCCAGAUUGCACUUCACGUGUUCGCGGAAGACUGAUUUCAAAUCAUUCGCGUUGCACCCAGUAAUGACAUUAAAUAGGUAUUGGCGGUAACCAAAUAAGUACAGUCAAGUGUAAAAAUAUGGGUGUACACAUCUUACUCAAAAUAUGUCCUAUAGCAUCUUAGUCCGGUGUAAUAAGAGCGUAGUACCAUAUUUAUGAGGCGAUUAUUUCGAUACGUAUUUUUGCACUUGACUGUACUAUCCAGAUAGUCCAUGUUAUAAGAACCUUAAGAGAACGCUUGGUGUAUUUAGUAUAAAUAAUAUGCCUAAACAAGCAUCACUCAUUGCUUUGGAAUUGUACAAAAAUUGUGUCGGUUAGUAUAUAAGUAGAAAGUGAUUUUUUUCGAGCUUACGUAUUAAGACAAUAACUUCUCACUUCUCUUUAAAGUUACCUGGACGUGAUGGACUAUCAGCUACAGAAGUGCAUGGCGAAUUUAUCAAUGAAUUCGUUCAUAAUUUCUCCAUGCACUUUUGCAGCUGAUAGUACGUAUUUCGUCACUACUUUUAAAAGUUAAAACGCAGUAAGUCUAUAUGCAUUCCAUACAUACUUACUACAAUUUUCUUUUCAUUGACAGACGAAGAUACAAGUUUUUUUAAAAGUAGUGACGAUUUCUUAAUCGUAAUGAAACCAUUAAAGCUACAAAUUUUUUUUAUUAUGGUUUCUGUCAGUUAGGUUUUUGAGGAUUAUGUUGAUAUUAUUAUCGAUUAAAGAGUUGAUUGAUUUACUGAAUCUAAUAAUAAGUGAAAGUUGCUUUUUUUCUUGCAUUUUAUGAUAUUUUGUAAAGUUUUUUUACUCUUGUUUUUGAAACUCUUCACUUUGAAAUAAAGUACGGAUUGUUAUUGCUCUUAA